Cooperia oncophora is the source of this 852-nucleotide messenger RNA. Lineage: Eukaryota; Metazoa; Nematoda; Chromadorea; Rhabditida; Trichostrongylidae. The record is from the annotation of a GenBank genome assembly.
AUGAAAGAAAAACGUCGUCAACAUCAAGAACGCAUUCGCCAAGAAAAUGAAGAGAGAGCACGAAGGAAGGAGCUUCUUUCCGCAGAGGACAGAAGUCACGGAGAAACUACACAGGAUUCCAAUAUUGAAAAUGCGGAUGAAGCGGCCAUCUCAGAAGUGUUUACUGAAGUGAUCGGGCGUGGAGGACAUGGAGAAGCAAGCAAACCAAAGACUUCGAACAAGAUUGACAAGGCCGAAGAGCGAAGAAGAGAAAAGGCUAGGAAUUUUGUGGCUUACUCGGCAGCAGAUUUCGAGUCUGAGAAGCAAUUGGCUUUGGACAAGGUGGAUUUCGCAAGACAAGCUGAUGGUGCUACUGUGGAGAUUUUUGCUGAUGACGAUAAAGGACUGUAUAAGCAAAAGCACGCAAAGCGAUGGGAUCGUAAAAAGAAACGAUUUGUUGGACCUGGCGGUGAUGGACAAGACAUCAAAAGAAUACGUACUGAAGACGGAACGUGGCUCCCAGCCUCAUAUAAAACUGGCCGAUACGAGGACUGGAAGAAGAAACAGAAAAUCGGCUAUAGGAAGGCGAGAAUUGUGGAACUGCUUGUUUCGUCUGCAGUUUGUGUGAUCUUGCCUCAGCCUGUGCAGGCGCGGAAUCCGCUUCUUUUUCUGAAGAGGACGAUGGUGAUAGAACAAGAGCCAGGACAUCUGGGACCUAAAUCUGAGCUCCGGAAUGUGAGCCAGAUAAAGAAGAUCAGAAAGAAAUCUGCGAAGCUACAGGAGUACAUGGAACACCGAAGGCAAGAAAAUCUCAAGAAGAAAGCGAAUCGUGCUUCUGGGGCAAAGCAUGUUGGCGGAAAGCGGAAGAAAUAA